GAGCUCACAAAAGUGUCAAAAUUUUAACCUUUUAUAAAAAAAAACAGUAGAAGAUAAAUAUAGGGUAUUCUUGCAACUUUAUCGAUAUGUGUUUUCUAUUUAUGGAUUCCUGUAGAACUUUAUGUUGUUAAUGUUAUUAGGGAUUUUGAAGAAAAUGGAAUGAAAAUUAUUUAUUCGAAAGAAAUAAUAUCAUAACAUGGCGCGAGUAUUCAGAAUGUGCGGCUAUACCCCUCGACGUCGAUUCACCGCGUGUCUUAUAUUCCUAGUCUCUAGCGUCUCGUUGACCAUUUUCGUCUCCAUUCUACGAAUUUCACACUUUCCCCAAGAAGAUUUAAUGGAAAAAACUAUUGCUGAUAUGCAUUCCCGUAUGCGAUUCAUAGAAUCCCUCUACAGGGCUCGUCAAGAAGAUAUCAUAGCCCUACAAAAUAAAAUCUACAGCACGAGAAGCAAUACAACGUAUAAACAUGCCGUUGUCAGGAGCAAUUCACAUCAUUUCACCGUUCCACCAGAAGUUGUAGCAAUGAUGAGAAAUCUUACUGGCAUGAAAGCAGCUUCGGGUUUGCAAACGGAAACUUUAAGCUUGAUGCAGACAUCAUUUGUGUAUCAGCUCCUUCCUCAUCUGAUGGCUACCCCGACUAGUCUACAGCCUGCUUAUCACUUGAAGGGAGGAAGGCUGUUCUCCGAAGUGGUUAUCGGUAUACCUACCGUAAGAAGAGAUAAAGAGAGUUAUUUAAUGAUAACUCUAUCGCAUUUAAUCAGUGGCUUGACUGCGGCGGACUUGAAUAACACACUUAUCGUUAUUUUUGUCGGCGAAACUGACUUGGAAUAUGUCCUCAACAUCGCCAGGCAAGUUGAAAUAAAGUUUCCAAAGCAUGUGGCUAACGGUCUAGUUGAAGUAAUAUCUCCAUCCGCUUCAUACUACCCUAACCUUGAGAGCUUGCCACUGACUCUGGGUGACUCCUUCAAGAGGGUUAAAUGGCGAACUAAGCAAAACCUUGAUACAAUAUACUUAAUGGCUUACGCGCAGACGAAGGGCACCUUUUAUCUUAUGCUAGAAGACGAUGUCAUCGCAAAAAAUAAGUACAUGCAGGAAAUUAAACACUUCACAGCUGCUACCUCUGUUUCAACACCAAACUGGUAUUUCUUAGAGUUUUGCCACGUAGGCGGAAUAGGGAAACUAUUUCGGUCUGCAGACCUCAUACAUUUUAUCACCUACGUUCAGUUGUUUUACAAAAACAUGCCGAUUGACUGGCUCCUGGAAAGUUUUCUUGCCGAUCGAGUUUGUACUAUCGACAAGUCCGUCAACAACUGUGGAAAAAAUAAGCUGCAAAUACGCCCCAAGUAUAAGUCAUCACUGUUUCAACACAUUGGUGUAUAUUCUUCCUUGAAAGGAAAAAUACAGAAAGUAAAGGACCCUCAAUUUGGCGCGCUAGCAACUUAUUAUCCCCAUGACAACCCGCCGCUUAAACGUAUAAACACUGAUAUAAAGGAGCAUUCGGACCAUACUGUCAAAAGGGCUUAUGAAGGAAAAACCUACUUCUGGGGCAUUAAACCGAAAGAAGGUGACGUCAUAGAGUUUUGGUUUGCAAAACCGACUGCUAUUGCGAGUUACAUAUUCCGAAGUGGAAACGUCGAGCAUGUAUCCGACAAGUUUUACAACACUGCGGUCGAAGUAUUGCCGGUGAACGCAAGCAAGCAUUUUAUUUUUGUGGACGAAUUUGACGAAUUUGGCUUAGCUGAAGGCGAUCUGAAGCGCAGUUUCGGACCGCUGUUGGCCAUUCGUAUACGCGUUACCAAGGAUAGCUACUAUUGGACUGUUUUAAGUGAGAUUGGGUUGAAGACAUUUGAUAAAGCAAAGAAGAGUUGACGGUCGCAGAAAAUAAGUUGGGGUCUUUUUACAAAAAAAUCUACGGAUCCGCCACUGCACAAACCUUUUAAAAAGGUUGUAGUCAAAGGGCAUUGAACAUUCCAUUUAAAUCUAUAGGCAGAUAUUAUAUGCUUUGAUGAUUGGUGUUUUAAUAAGAGAAAACAUAAUAAAUAACUACGAUAUAAUUUACAACUCAUUACUAUAUCGAUUCUCUUGGUUCGGAUGAUUUAGCGAACUUUAGCCAACGAUGUUAUGUACCUACUAUACGUGUUACAUUUAUAUUAACAUGGCGUAUAAAACUGCUCGAUAGUGAGUAAGACAGAAGUUACGAAACGCUCGAGAGUAGAAGAGAUAGGGCUCUACAAAGUCUACCAAGUGCCGUUGCUUUAAGUCUUCAGUUUAGGUAAUCUACUUCUUUUUGCAUAUAUAUUAUCACUGACAAUAGCGUAUGUUUUUUGAUUAAUUUGAAUAAAAAAACAUUACUUGCUUAAUAUUCUCGAUGUAAUGAGUGAUGUGUGAUGUGAGUAUAAGUUCAUGAUUAUAAGACAAGUAAAUUAUUUUGUUCAAACU
Molecule: messenger RNA, 2437 nt
Organism: Maniola jurtina (meadow brown)
Lineage: Eukaryota; Metazoa; Arthropoda; Insecta; Lepidoptera; Nymphalidae
Product: alpha-1,3-mannosyl-glycoprotein 4-beta-N-acetylglucosaminyltransferase A-like
Exons: 12
Coding region: 197-1867 (556 amino acids)
Biological process (GO): protein N-linked glycosylation
Cellular component (GO): endoplasmic reticulum-Golgi intermediate compartment; Golgi stack; endoplasmic reticulum
Molecular function (GO): acetylglucosaminyltransferase activity
Source: RefSeq, a predicted model, not a curated record